This is a messenger RNA of Paramecium octaurelia, 803 nucleotides long. NCBI's taxonomy places the organism in Eukaryota, Ciliophora, Oligohymenophorea, Peniculida, Parameciidae. The record is from the annotation of a GenBank genome assembly.
AUGAAAAUAUCGGAUAAAUUAAAGAGUUCUUUGGAGCAAUGUGUUUCAGAAUAGUAUUAAAGUCUAUACGACAUACUGUCUUCAUAAUAAGGAGUUGAUUAGUUUUAAUACUUAGUGAAAGGAUUUCAAGAGUAAAUAACAAUUCGAAUGCUAGAAAAUCUUCUGAAGAUUACAUGAAAACAGUUCCUACUCCAAUCAAUAGAUAAGUGAGAUCAUCAUAAUCGAAGAGUUAAUUCUAAUAGUUUCCUAUUCAAAAAUCAAUUUUUGAGGAUCCUGGCUUAGUUUAAUUGACUUAUUUUCAAUUUGCCAAUGUGAUGGAUGAAUUCUUUUUAGAAAUCAACGAAACUUAGAUCAUAGAAUGGUUUUAGCUAUUACAAAUAAAUGAGAAAGUCUAAAUAAGAGAUUUUUAUAUAAUAGUUCUGAUGUUUUUGAGUAGAGAUAGCAAACAAUAGUUUGACUAUUUAUAUCAAUAUGGAGAAUACUUAUUCGAAUGUUUGAAACAAACAAAUAAUAAAAUUUUAGGGUUGACAUUAAAAAUAUUUGUUAAGGUAUCUUAAGUUAUUAUAAUAAUUAAGCUAUGUGGAAUGCAAGCUCGACAAUCCUAGAAGUUAUUUACUGAAUUGAAAAUGAAAUAAAAUGAAGAAUACACUUUCGACGAUUUUGAAGUCUUUUGUUUCGCAUUCAUGAAUCCUGAAAGUCUUUAAGGUUAAGGUGUCUAAUAGAAGUUUAUCAAAUAAACUCAUUAGAGCAAACAUGAUUUUAAUCAGCAUCAAAUUAUCAAACCAAAAAUUGAUAAAAAAUGA